AUACCAUAUAUUUUUAAAGACAGUACCUUAUUAAGUGGGUUUACUUUUCAUAUUUAUCAACGUCCUUAUUUGAAAGUAUAGGUAUGUAUAACCAAAUACUCGAUGUAGGUAGUUACUUAAAAACAUCUCAUGAUUUUAGCUGCAGUAAUAAAUUUUGGUGGAUAGUUAAGUAAAUAAAAUACAGAUUGGUUAAUUCUGAAGUGUCUUGCUUUAUAAGAUAGUUUGUAUAAUGUUCUUCCAGUACUUACAUAAAGUGAAUUGCUAAAAGUCGUUGGUAAAUAAUAUGAUAUAAUAUAUUUUAAAUAUAUUUACUUAAUAAUAGAUAUAUUUACUUUUCCCUCCCUAUAUUUUAAAAUAACUGUGACUGGUAAUCCUGUUAAUACAUAUUACUUAUCUAAAUAAUUUAAACCGAAAUUUACUUUGUUUCGCAUAUUUUAUAUAAAAUAUCUUUAUAAAACGACUUAUUCUUAUUGUGUUAAUGAAAAACACCUUUACCGUCUAUAAAAUAUACCCAAAUAAGAAUCUUAAUGUAAAUUUUUGAUGGUUUUACAACUUUUUUCGCUAAUAAAAUAGAAAUGGCGCACUCUAUAGUCGUCUCUGUUCUCAGGAUAACCACUACAAAGGCUAGAGGCUUCAACAUUAUACACAUUGUGGCACCUACUUUUAACAUAGAACACGGUGGCUAUUUAAUAUUCAUUUACAGGAGAUACCAAAUGUUAGAUGUAAUGUAUAAUACUAUCUCCAGCAAAGAAUAAAACCGACAAUGAAAAUAAAAGUGAACCAAAAGAAAAAAGUUACAUUUAAGAAAAAACGGGCCAACUGUUCAACGCUAUUUAACACUAAAAAACUUGUGGAAUAUCUACGAAAAGAACUAAAAGAUUGCACAACACAUGGACUUCCGUAUAUUGUAAACCAAGAAAUUCACUGGUUCGAAAGAUUAUUUUGGGCCGCAAGCUUCGUGUCUGCAACUGCUAUCAUUUAUGUUCUUCUGUCUUCGCAAUAUAUACGGUAUAUGGAAGCACCCAUAGUAAUGAGCGUGGAAAAAGACUAUUUUAAUUGGAAUAUUUCUUUUCCUGCUAUCAUAUUGUGUCCUUUGGAUAAGAUUGAUAAUGAUUCUCUUGCAGUGUUCUUGAACGAUACCCGAGAAGAAAUAGGACAAGAUCUUGAAGAUUAUAUACGAGCAUUAAUGUCAGUUUCAUUAGAAUCGCUUCAUCUUUUACGAAUGCCAGAUGCAGAUAUUUUAUCGUACAUCGAAGCAAAGAAUUAUGCGAAAAUAUCAGCAGACUUAUUUAAAAAAUUUGACAACACUUCGUUAAGCACAGUUACGAAAUGGCCAAUGUCGGUGGAGACUGCCAUGACAGAAAUGGGAAUGUGCCAUAUUAUUAACUCGAAUAUUGCUACUUUCGACAAUCCUAACAACUGGGAUAAUAGCGAGUUAACAUACGCUAAAACCAACAUUGAGCUCUCUUAUCACGACAGAGAUUUCUUUGUUCAGAUAUUAAAUUAUGCUGAUGAGUACAAGAUUUAUAUAAACAAUCCAGACGAUUUGAUACUAACCGGCGCUCCAGAAUUGAAGUAUAACGAAGAAGGAUUUUUAUCAUUUGGUGUUCAUACAUCGAGCAUUAAAGCGUCACAGGACAUAAGAUUAAUACCCAUUCAUCUUCGAAAAUGCAGAUUUAUGGAGGAGACUCAUAGUAAAAGAUAUCCCGUGUACUCAUACAAUCGCUGUAUGAUGGAAUGCAGGAUAAAUAUAAUAAAUAAAUUUUGCGGAUGUAUACCAUAUUUUUACAAACCUUUGGAUGAAAAAGUAUGCAGCUUAGCCGAAAUGCGUUGCGUUCUUUUCCACAUGAAAGAAAUCAUGAAGUUUGCGGUCUCAAACGAAUCAAUGGCAACGAUGGACGACGUAACUGGCUUGCCUACCGUAUUCCGUGAAUGCGGUUGUCUUGGCGACUGUGAGGCUUUUGUGUACAAUAAAGAUCAUGAGACCUUUCUCCCACAAGAGGCCAUGAAUAGACUGAGGAUCAGCGUCUCUUCGUUCCCAAAAGUAAGGUUUGUGAGGGAAAUAAUAUUCGGCUUUUAUGAUAUUAUAGUCAGAAGUGGAGGUGUAGUGAAUUUAUGCAUUGGUACUUCAGUCAUCUCAAUAAUGGAGCUACUAUUAACUGCUAUAAGAAUUCCGAUUUACGGAGUAGUACAGCUGAUACAAAUGUGGCGAAAGAAUAGUAGAAAGGGAAAAGCUUUAGUUAAAAAAUCAAAGAAAGUCAAAAUUAAAUAA
Messenger RNA from Manduca sexta (tobacco hornworm), 2272 nucleotides. RefSeq names its product sodium channel protein Nach. NCBI's taxonomy places the organism in Eukaryota, Metazoa, Arthropoda, Insecta, Lepidoptera, Sphingidae. The record is from RefSeq and is a predicted model, not a curated record. The transcript has 10 exons. Bases 764 to 2272 code for a protein of 502 amino acids. Gene Ontology annotation, biological process: sodium ion transmembrane transport. Gene Ontology annotation, molecular function: ligand-gated sodium channel activity. Gene Ontology annotation, cellular component: membrane.